This is a messenger RNA of Bufo gargarizans (Asiatic toad), 3863 nucleotides long. It is a transcript of the gene MMP14, whose product is annotated as matrix metallopeptidase 14. Gene Ontology annotation, biological process: skeletal system development; zymogen activation; collagen catabolic process. The record is from RefSeq and is a predicted model, not a curated record. NCBI's taxonomy places the organism in Eukaryota, Metazoa, Chordata, Amphibia, Anura, Bufonidae. Gene Ontology annotation, molecular function: zinc ion binding; metalloendopeptidase activity. The transcript has 10 exons. Gene Ontology annotation, cellular component: extracellular matrix. Bases 239 to 1963 code for a protein of 574 amino acids.
UUGUUGGAAAGAGGAACAUCAAAUUAGGAAACAGAAAGCUGCAGAAGAGGACAACAGAGUUCAUGGAGAAGUAGAAGAGUAGAUGACGGCUGGAGGAGAACUUCCUGUGACUGUGGAAAGCGAGCACCAGUAACUGGCACUGGGUGGAGGUGGGAAAGCACAGAAGACAAUAUUCCAUACAAUCCCAACUUCCCACCUCCAGGAGUGUGAAAGACUGACUGCAGCCACAUUGCUAAGAAUGGACUCUCUAAGGACAAUCUGGAUAUGGCUCAUGCUGUGUUCGGUAUACUCCUUCACCCUUGCCAAGUUCAGCCCAGAGGCCUGGCUACAACAAUAUGGAUAUUUGCCGCCAGGAGAUCUCCGUACUCACACAUUACGCUCUCCUCAGUCUAUGAAUGAAGCUAUUGCUGCUAUGCAGAGGUUCUAUGGGCUGACAGUGACUGGCAAGGUGGACUCUGACACAGAGAGGGCAAUGAAGAAGCCACGUUGUGGUGUGCCAGAUAAAUUUGGUUCUGAAAUUAAAGCAAAUGUAAGACGAAAAAGAUACGCUAUUCAAGGUCUGAAAUGGCAGCACAAGGACAUCACUUACUGCAUACAGAACUAUACUCCAAAAGUGGGUGAAUAUGAGACAUAUCAAGCUAUCCGGAGAGCAUUUGCAGUAUGGCAGACUGUCACCCCACUGCGAUUCAGCGAGGUUCGAUAUGUGGACAUAAAGGAUGGUCAUGCCAAACAUGCUGACAUAAUGCUUUUCUUUGCUGAGGGGUUCCAUGGAGAUAGCACACCUUUUGAUGGAGAAGGUGGAUUUUUGGCGCAUGCAUACUUUCCUGGGCCAGGCAUUGGUGGAGACACUCACUUUGAUUCUGCUGAACCCUGGACAUCCAGAAAUGACGAUCUAGAUGGGAAUGACUUGUUUCUUGUGGCUGUCCAUGAACUAGGCCAUGCAUUGGGUCUAGAACAUUCCAAUGAUCCAUCAGCCAUUAUGGCUCCAUUCUAUCAAUGGAUGGACACUCAGAACUUUCAACUACCAGAUGAUGACCGCAGAGGUAUCCAGCAGCUCUAUGGAAGUGGUCAUGGAGAGGGCUUACCACCAACACGUUCACCUCGUCCCACAAGGGCACCUAGACCUACUCCACGGCAACCUGAUGAUCCUAAUGUGCCUUUUGGACCAGACAUUUGUCAAGGCAAUUUUGACACUAUUGCCGUUUUGAGAGGAGAGAUGUUUGUCUUUAAGGAACGCUGGUUCUGGCGUGUGCGGAAUAACCGUGUAAUGGAUGGCUACCCACUGCCCAUUGGACAAUUCUGGCGUGGACUUCCAAGUUCUAUAAACUCAGCUUAUGAAAGAAAAGAUGGGAAAUUUGUCUUCUUCAAGGGGGACAAGCAUUGGGUGUUUGAUGAAGCCAUUCUUGAACCUGGGUAUCCCAAGUCAUUGAAGGAGAUGGGUAGAGGAUUACCGAGUGAUAGGAUUGAUGCUGCACUCUACUGGAUGCCCAAUGGAAAAACAUACUUCUUCAGAGGAAACAAAUAUUACAGGUUUAAUGAGGACUUGAGAGAAGUAGAUGCGGAUUACCCAAAACCUAUCAACGUGUGGGAAGGAAUCCCUGACUCUCUUCGAGGGGCAUUCAUGGGAAGUGAUGGAGCUUUUACAUAUUUCUAUAAGGGUAAUAAGUAUUGGAAGUUUAAUAACCAGCAACUAAAGACAGAAUCCGGAUUUCCCAAGUCUGUCCUGCAGGACUGGAUGGGCUGCAGCACUGCCCGCCAACCUGAAGACACUGAUGAGGAAACAGAAGUGGUGAUCAUUGAAGUUGAUGAAUCCAGUGGAGGAGUGAGCACAGCUGCUGUUGUAGUUCCUGUACUCCUCCUACUUUGUGUCUUGUUCCUUGGACUGGCGGUCUUGAUCUUCAGACAGUAUGGCACACCCAAGAGGCUUCUAUACUGGCAGCGUUCCUUGCUGGACAAAGUGUGAGACCUCAUGGAUCUGGACCCUGCCCCCAUCACAAUCUCUCCUGCCCUCCCACAUGUCCCUCACACACACAGAUAUCAUGGGGAGCAGUAUCAGUAUCCUGGGACGGGAGGAAGGGAGAGAACCAGUUUACACCAACUUUUGCCGCUUUUGUGCGGUGGACAUUGCUAUGUUUAACCCCUUCACUGCCAGAUUGGAGCUAUGUUUUCCAUAACGGUUAUUGCGGGGGUAGAUAUAUUAGAUUUAAUUGGCUAUUGGUCAGGCAGGGCUCUUGGUACAGCCACCACUUGCAAAAUUCAGAGCAGAGAUGGACACCCUCCAAAGGUCAGAAAACGCACAUACAACCACAUGUUUCUAACAGAUUGUGUUUUUUUACCCUUUCAAACAUCACCGCCACCCCAUCUAGAUAUAGGUCUACCUAUCAAAAGGAAAUACUUCUAAACAGCUGUCUUGUUUUUGGAUGGGUACAGGAGAGAACAAUGCAAGUGGGGGGAGAGUAACCUGUCUGACCAUGUGAGCUUACGUCUACAUGCCAAGAGGUUGUGGCUUCUUGUCAUAAUUAGAGUUAUGAAUAUCCCAAAAAUGGACACUGAUAUUAACUAAGGAGACUAUGUUCUACAGUCUUCAAAGAAUAUUGUCACAGCUGUGUUGUGACCUAUAGAUCUACUCUUAACAGAGAUUUGGGACCAAAGUAUUUCUAUUAAAAAAUGAAAAACUGUGUGAUGAGGACAUAAGUUUUGUGGAAUAUAAAGUACUGUCUAUAUGUGACCUAGAGAAAGUGGAAAUAGUUUAGCAAGUUGUGCAGAGCAGGACUCUCUGAAGAGAAAGUAAGGGACAAGUGUAAGGUCAGUAUCAGUAAGCUCCCAAACUGCCUGGAAAGUGCCCUGUAUCUAUGUAAAACCCAUGCAUUGUGUUUCUGUAAUUCCUUCUCUACCACCUCCUCUAUUCUGUUAAAUAUUAUAUGAAAAGGUUUAACUCUCAGGGUUAUCUGCUGGUAUCUGUACCAGGCAUUAGUUACUGUUUUACAGGUCCUGGCAAACACAAUGUUAUGCUGGUUUUCUGUGAUGGAAGGAGUAAUCACUGCUCUGAAAGAUUCUUUGCAGGUAUCUGGCACAGAGAGAUUUUUCUCAGUCUUAGAAGGUGGUUAAUGCCUCCAUGCAGGUCUCUGGCUGUGGUGGAGUCAGUCAUGGUUCCUAACACCAUUGUAGCUGGAAAGGGAGAAAGCCAUUGCUCUGCAAGUGUCCUAGGCAGAGAAGGGGUUAAUCACAGCUCUGCGGGGUGGGGGUUUCUGACUGAGUGAAGUUAAGAAGGGCAGAUCACAUGGUACGGUCAGGGGGUGGGGGUGGGGGUCACAUUUGCUUGUUUCCUGUCUUUCUCUGUAUCUUUGUUUAUAUUUUGAUUAUUAUAAUAAUUAUUAUUUGAUAAUAAGGCAGCUCCUGCAGGUCAGGCCGCUUUGCAUUCCCACCUGUCCACUGCCAGAGGGGUCAGUGGAUCAUUAUAGAACAUGUCUAUAUUAUGCUCCACUAAUCCCUCCUGCAAUGAGUUGGCGACGCCUUUACCCCUCCUCCCCUUAAGCAUACAGAAUGGGGGUCAGAGCUUGCACACAAUUUGGAAUUGGAAAGAGGCAUUUGCCCUUUCUAACCUAACUCCAAGUGCCUUAUAUCAUUGAGUAACCUCAUUUACAGCCCUGUAUGGUGCUGGAACAUGUAUCUCUUCAUGGUUUACCCUAAUUCAUGGAGGGGAUCGGGGGCCACCUUUUUGGUCAAAUUAAAGCAUCUUUUAAGUGGACAAAGUUUGUGUUUUUUAUGUUUUUUUUUACUGUCUUUUAUAAAAUCACCUAAAAGCUAUUUGUUAUGAACCAGUGGUUUUGUAACACUAGAAAUAUAAAAAUACAAAAAGAUGA